AUGAAACUCUUCAUCCGGGAGCAACCUCGUGCGAUUGCACUUGCGACGGACACGCAUGUGCUAAUACUCCGACAUAGUCCGUCUGUCACGGGUGGUAUUGCCCGUGGUAAUAGUUCAACUACAUCCAUUGCGGAAGGCGGCGCGCCACGAUGCAUUGUAGAAUUCUCACCAUGGGAAGGCCAGGACAUGAGCGAGUACCGUUCGCUUACCUCGCAAAAGGUUCAGGGCACGCUAGGACUCGUUACAAUCAACGGUGACAUUUUCCUGUGCAUUGUGAAUGGCAGCUCGCAUGCAGCGACCGUACGGCCCGGGGAGACAGUACAGCGCAUCUUGAGCGUAGAGUUCCACUGUCUGAACAAGUCGGACUAUGACCACUUGCUAAAUGACCAGAUCAACCCGUUCCCGACCGACAGUCUGGAUGCGGAUGGACAUGACCAUGGCGGGCACAAAGAGCCUACAAUCGAACACCCUUGCCUGGCGCUCAAGAAGCUGCUCAGCGGCGGCAGCUUCUACUAUAGCGCAGACUUUGACUUGACCAAGCGACUUCAGGACCGCCACACUGAAGCGAGCACGGUCGCUAUUGAGAGCCUUGACGCUGGCUUUCUGUGGAAUACGUAUAUGAUCCAGCCGCUUGUGGACUUCCGAUCUAGACUCUCGGACAGGGAGAAGGAAGCUUUGGACCAGUCGAAGAUUCUAACCUCUGCAAUACGUGGUUUCGCUUCUACGAUUACAGUACCCGCAUCUUCGUCGCCAGCCCGAAGUAGGUCUCAAGGCUUCCCGAGCAACAUGACGCUGAUCUCUCGGCUGUCAUGCAGACGCGCCGGGACACGCUUCAAUGCUCGUGGAAUCGACGACGACGGAAACGUGGCUAAUUUCGUGGAGACCGAGACGAUCUUUUGCACAGACAGGCUCUGCUUCUCAUACGUGCAGUGCCGUGGCAGCGUGCCUAUCUUCUGGGAGCAGUCAAGCGGUUUGCCCGGUCAGCAGAAGAUCACGAUCACACGCUCUAUGGAAGCAACACAGCCGGCUUUCGACAAGCACUUCGAGAUGCUGUCGACAACGUACGGGGAUGUCUUUGUUGUCAACCUACUCAGCGACGAGAAAUCGAGCGAGCUGCAGAUUACGCAGCGCUACCUUGACCACAUCAAGUGGAGUCCGCUCAAUACAGAGGCCAAGUCAGGAGGAGACGCCGAAUCGUCAGAGCAUGUCCACUUGAAGCACAUCAAUUACGACUUCCACGCGCAGACUCGAGGCCCAAACGGAUACGAAGCCGCAAGUGGGAUCAGGCGUUGGAUCGAGCCUGCUGCGGUGGCUUUCGAGUACUUUCUUACUGAGGAGACGCAGGAGACCAUACAGAAAGAUGGGCGUAAAGUUUCCAUUGUCGGUCAAAACGUCGUCCUGAGCCAGGCCGGCGUCUUUCGAACUAAUUGCCUGGACUGCCUCGACCGCACGAACCUUGUCCAAACGAUCGUCUCACAGAUGGCCAUUGAGAUCUUCCUCAACCAGCAAGGCGAGCGGAGCCCGACGUCUGAUUUCUGGGCGAGGCAUGGCACGCUUUGGGCAGACUGCGGUGAUGCACUCUCGAAGAUCUACGCCGGUACUGGAGCGCUGAAGUCAUCAUUCACGCGGUCUGGUAAGAUGUCUAUUGCCGGGGCGCUGGCUGACGUCCGGAAGUCUGCUCAGAGACUGUAUAUCAACAACUUCGAGGACAAAGGCCGCCAGAACACUAUCGACAUGCUGUUGGGUCGCUUGAUCGGACAAAUGCCCGUUCAUCUGUACGAUCCAAUCAACGACUGGGUUACGGCUGAGCUCACGCGACGCUCGGAGGAGUAUUCGACUGACGAGCAGAUUACGAUCUUCGUAGGCACGUUCAAUCUGAACGGCAAGUCGUACGGGCCGGAAGACGACUUAUCACUCUGGCUUUGUCCGAAGACGGAGGACUCACUGAAAUCCCCAGAGAUCGUGGCCAUCGCUUUUCAAGAGAUAGUAGAGCUUGACGUACAGCAGAUCAUGGCCACGGAUCCGCACCGGCUAAAAGCUUGGGAAAGCACAGUGCGUGAGACGUUGAACGAGAACGCUCGUCGCCUUGGCUCAGACGAGUAUGUCAUGCUUCGCGGAGGUCAACUCGUCGGUGCGUCGUUGUCAGUCUUCGUGAAAGCCAGCGUUCUGCCGUUUAUCAAGAACGUCGAAGGCGCCGUGAAGAAGACCGGCAUGAGUGGUAUGGCUGGCAACAAAGGUGCUGUAGCCAUACGCUUGGAGUACGCCGACACUGCGAUCUGCUUGGUGACGGCGCAUCUCGCUGCCGGGUUCGCCAAUUAUGAAGAGCGGAACCAGGACUACCGGACGAUCUCCAAUGGCUUACGCUUCCAGCGCGAUAGGAGCAUCGAAGACCAUAAGACCAUCAUCUGGUUCGGUGACUUCAAUUACCGCAUCGGCAUGGAGAACGAACGCGCAAGGUAUCUGAUCAAGAAGGGUGAUCUCGGCACGCUGUACGAGAACGACCAGCUGAAUCUGCAGAUGGUGCACGGGAAAACCUUUCCUUUCUACACGGAGAAGACACCGACCUUCAUGCCGACAUACAAGUACAACCUGGGGUCCGACGAAUACGAUACCUCGGAGAAAGCGCGCAUACCGGCCUGGUGUGACCGCAUCGUGACAAGAGGUGACAAUCUGCGGCAACUCUACUACGAUACUGCGCCUCUACGCUUCUCCGACCAUCGACCGGUAUAUGGUAUCUUCCACUGCACGGUGAGCGUGACAAACCAGGCAAAGAAGGACAAAAUCAGCGCCGAACUGUACGAAAGGAGGCGAGCCGUCGUCGGCACGCAUAUUGCAUCCCAAGGCCACGAAAGCGACGACGAGUCGCUACUCGGCUACGACUCGGUGGAGCCAGGCUUACCGCCCGCCAGCUCCGACAAGCGGAAGUGGUGGCUCGACAACGGCAUGCCCGCACGCUCGUCCGUCAAGCCGCCCAGGAGCGACUUUGUACCGAACCCUGCGCGGCCGUCAAACCCGUUCACGCCUACCUCCGAGCCGGAUUGGGUCAGGGUAGAUACACCGAAUUCCCCUCCCUCAGGAGCAGCAUCAGUGGCUAGUACUUCUUCGCGCGUCAGCCGGAUAGAGAGCGGUUCUGUGCCUAGGAAGCCGGCACCGCCGCCCACGUCUGGAGACGGUGCGCCUGCCAAGCCGCCGAGGCCUCUGCCGCAAGUGGAUGGCGCCGCUGACGAUGGAAGAGCACCGCAACACGUUUAUUUGAAGCAGACGCUGAGGAAGCCCGCGCCACCUAGACCCAACAAACCCAAUCUUCUCCGUUCGGAGAGCGCGCAGUCGACCGCUUCAACCCCUUCAAUGCAAUCCACGACGGAGUCGAGAAGAGUCGUCAGUAAGGAGAUGGCGCCGCCACCUGCGCUGCCGUCACGAGUGCAGGGAGAGCAGACGGCAAGAACUAUGGCGCCGCAGGCUCCUCCGCCUAGGACGACGUUAAGGAAGCCUACGCCCGCGGCUGAGUCGAGUCCGGCGUUACCGCCGAGGAGGACGGACCACGCGCUGAUGGAUGAAGGGGGCGGUGGGCAGGAGUUAAAGGAGUGGGUGCCGUUGAAGCCGCAGUAG
Messenger RNA from Baudoinia panamericana UAMH 10762, 3609 nucleotides. RefSeq lists its product as uncharacterized. Gene Ontology annotation, molecular function: phosphatidylinositol-3,5-bisphosphate 5-phosphatase activity; phosphatidylinositol-4,5-bisphosphate 5-phosphatase activity. Gene Ontology annotation, biological process: phosphatidylinositol dephosphorylation. The record is from RefSeq and is a predicted model, not a curated record. Gene Ontology annotation, cellular component: cytoplasm; membrane. The coding region runs from base 1 to 3609 and encodes 1202 amino acids. NCBI's taxonomy places the organism in Eukaryota, Fungi, Ascomycota, Dothideomycetes, Mycosphaerellales, Teratosphaeriaceae. The transcript is spliced from 2 exons.